This is a messenger RNA of Chlamydomonas reinhardtii, 2598 nucleotides long. RefSeq lists its product as uncharacterized. Gene Ontology annotation, biological process: nucleotide transport. The coding region runs from base 103 to 1836 and encodes 577 amino acids. Gene Ontology annotation, molecular function: ATP:ADP antiporter activity. Lineage: Eukaryota; Viridiplantae; Chlorophyta; Chlorophyceae; Chlamydomonadales; Chlamydomonadaceae. The record is from RefSeq and is a predicted model, not a curated record. Gene Ontology annotation, cellular component: membrane. The transcript is spliced from 6 exons.
CACAAUAAUUGGGUUGCAGUCAAGUGAGUGCGUAGCUUCACAGCAGGGUCUAUAGGGCCCCGACACUUGCACCAAACCUGCCGAUCACAAGCACCGGCAGCGAUGGCGUCCCUGCUCGCCGGCAAGCCCCUGAUGGGCGGCCUUAAGCUGCAGCGCUCGGCCAAGAUGGCCGUGCCUGCUGUUGCCGUUCCCCGCGUGGCGACUGCUGCUGCCGCGCGCGUCGGCCUGAAGGGUGGUCUGGGCGAGCGCCCUUUCGCCCCCAAGCCCGUGGAGAAGAAGCCCCUGGCGCCCGCGCCUCAGGCCGCCUCCGGUGACGCCCCGGCGCCCGAGCCCAAGAAGUUCCUGGGCUUUGAGCCCAUCACCUGGGCUAAGAUUCUGCCCCUGGGUGCCAUGUUCUUCUGCAUUCUGUUCAACUACACCAUUCUGCGUGACACCAAGGACGUGCUGGUGGUGACUGCCCCCGGCUCGGGCGCUGAGAUCAUUCCCUUCCUGAAGACCUGGGUCAACCUGCCCAUGGCUAUCGGCUUCACCAUCAUGUACUCGGCGCUGUCGAACCGCCUGUCCAGCGAGGCUCUGUUCUACACUUGCAUCAUCCCCUUCAUUGCCUUCUUCGGUGCCUUCGCCGCGCUCAUGUACCCCAUGCGCGAUGCUCUGCACCCCACUGAGUUCUGCCAGAACCUGCUGGAGCAGAUGGGCCCUCGCUUCGCCGGCCCCAUUGCCAUUCUGCGCAACUGGACCUUCUGCCUGUUCUACGUGAUGGCCGAGCUGUGGGGCUCCGUCGUCGUGUCCGUGCUGUUCUGGGGCUUUGCCAACCAGAUCACCACCGUGGAGGAGGCCUCGCAGUUCUACCCCCUGUUCGGUCUGGGCGCCAACGUUGCCCUGAUCUUCUCGGGCCAGGCCGUGAAGUACUUCUCGCAGGUCCGCGCCGGUCUGCCCCCGGAUGUUGAUGGCUGGGGUGUGUCCCUGAACGGCCUGAUGGGCAUGGUCGUCAUCGGCGGCCUGCUCAUUAUCGGCAUCUACUUCUCGCUGCAGCGCCUGGUGGUGCCCAAGCUGAAGUCGCUGCGCGAGGGCAAGAAGAAGAAGAACAAGACCAAGAUGAGCGUGGGCGAGUCCUUCGCCUUCCUGGCCCAGUCGAGCUACAUCCGCGACAUGGCCACCCUGGUGGUCGCCUACGGUAUCUCGAUCAACCUGGUCGAGGUGACCUGGAAGGGCAAGCUCAAGGCCCAGUUCCCCAACCCCAACGACUACUCGUCGUUCAUGGGCGAGUUCUCCACCGCCACCGGUACCGUGACCUUCACCAUGAUGAUCCUGUCCCGCUGGAUCUUCAAGCAGUUCGGCUGGGGUGUGGCUGCCCUGAUCACCCCCAUCAUGCUGCUGAUCACCGGUCUGCUGUUCUUCACCCUGGUGCUGGCCGGCGACACCGUCAAGCCCGCUCUGGCCGCCUGGGGCAUGACCCCCCUGUACGCCGCCGUGCUGGUCGGCGCCGCCCAGAACGUCUUCUCCAAGUCGUCCAAGUACUCCCUGUUCGACCCCUGCAAGGAGAUGGCCUACAUCCCCCUGGAGGACGAGGUCAAGACCAAGGGCAAGGCCGCCAUUGACGUGAUCUGCAACCCGCUGGGCAAGUCCGGCGGUGCCCUGAUCCAGCAGUUCAUGAUCAUCGGCCUGGGCUCGCUGGCCGCCUCGACCCCGUACCUGGGCGCCAUCCUGUGCGUCAUCAUCGUGGCCUGGAUCAACGCCGCCGCCUCGCUGAACAAGCAGUUCACGGCGCUGCAGGAGGAGACCGGCAUGUACAUCACCGGCGAGAAGCCCGCCAACAAGUCCGAGAAGAAGGACUAAGCGGCUCGGCCCUGACCGUGGUAGAGGGUCAGCCGUGACCAGACGCCCUGACGGGUCGGCCUGGGUGGUGGUGGUGUGUAGACGAGAGAGGUGAGAGAUCAGACGGCCUCGGCGGAGCUCGUGAAGAUUGGCCAUUGACGCAUUCAGUUGGUGCUGGAGACUCAUGACGAAGACACGGACUCAGGAGGACUGGUGGGCGCACUGCGGUCGGCACCCGGCGACGGCCUGUCUUGAGGAGUCGAGGGCGCGCGAUGGAGCAGCUGCAGCAGCGGGACGUAGUAGGGCACGUGCAUGCGCGACGCCGCGUGCGCGGUUUUAAGCUCUUGACUUGCGAGGGAGGGUGUGCUCUUGUUUUCCAUGGCCGGCGGGUAGAGAAAGACGCGUGUUUAUGACAUCUAUGGCAUGCGGCCCAGGGUCGGCUUGUGUGGCGUGCGAGACUUGGCUGGGACCAGUGCCGCCGGUUGCCAGCUGGCGGUGUUUGCCGACGGGGGCGCCGGCGGUCUGCCUAGACAGGCUCACGCUUGCAAAGCCCUACCCACCCGCUGGCAGUCUAUACAGAGAGCAGCAGGUUGGUGCCGUAGGUGCCAGAGCAAUUCAAAUUCUUUCUGAGAAACUCGAUUGGUCCGGCCUGAAUGAUUGCGGCCCAGCCCACCCUUGGAGAAGAACAAACGAUAGCCGGCGCAUUGUGCGCCGGGAUUGGACAUGGAUCAGGAGGAGCGGAACGGAAGGCGAGUGGACCAAAUUGGUUAACUUCACGCCUUA